This is a messenger RNA of Carcharodon carcharias (great white shark), 1562 nucleotides long. It is a transcript of the gene elp6, whose product is annotated as elongator acetyltransferase complex subunit 6. The record is from RefSeq and is a predicted model, not a curated record. The transcript has 8 exons. Gene Ontology annotation, cellular component: elongator holoenzyme complex. Lineage: Eukaryota; Metazoa; Chordata; Chondrichthyes; Lamniformes; Lamnidae. The coding region runs from base 241 to 1017 and encodes 258 amino acids. Gene Ontology annotation, biological process: tRNA wobble uridine modification.
GCGGCAGUUGGCCGGAGUCACGUUUGUCAGUAGGUAUGUUGUCUGUCUGGCUGCCGCUCGGCAAUUGAUUCUCUACGUUAGAGAUGUUUCCAGAGCUGAACAACAUUCUCAAUUCAACUCCUGAAACUUGUGAGCAGAUUAACUGAACGAAUAAGAAGGUCAGGAAGUAAAAAAGAUCACCCUUAAAAGGAUGAGCUGCCAAGUAUUCGGUGUGUAAUAGAAGAUGGCUAAUUGACAGACAUGAUCAUAGAUGGACCAAAGGAGGGAAAAGCUGUGCUCCUAAGUGACAAGCAGACAGAUGGCAGUUUCCUUGUGCAUCACUUCCUUUCUUUUUAUCUCAAGGGAGGUUGCAAAGUUUGCUUUCUUGGCUUGGUCCAGUCUUUUAAUCAUUACAGCCUCGUUGCCCAAAAGCUGGGAGUUCAUCUAGCUGCAGCCAGAGAAAAAGGACAGCUGGUGUUUCUGGAAGGACUCCGGUCUUCUCUUGACCUCAUACUUAGUGACAGGCAGGACAGUACACCACAAACACUGUCGCCUUUGCAGUUUCUAAUCUCUCCCAAUGCAAGCCUCCAGUGCCUUUAUGAUUUUGUUUGUAAAUCGCUAUUGGAGACCAGUGAAACCACUUGGAAGUUUCCUGUACUGAUUAUAGAUGACCUCAGUGUCCUGCUCAGCCUGGGAGUGACCCCUGUAAACAUCAUGAAUUUCAUUCAUUACUGCAGAGCUACAAUAUGCUCAAAGUUUAUGGGAAAUAUAGUGACGUUGAUGCAUAACACAGAGCAUUUGGAAGAUGAAGAAAAUAAUUUUGUGGCCAAAUCAUUGAGUCACCAGUGCCACCUGAUACUAGAGGUAGAAGGAUUGACUACAGGCUACUGCAAGGAUAUCCAUGGUCAGCUGAAGAUGACCUGCCGUUCCCCUUCACCUGUCAAGUCUGAGAAGAAUGUCACCAAAAUUUUCCAGUACAAGAUACAAGAGAAAAACGUGACCUUUUUUGCCAGAGGAACCUCAUCUGCUGUGCUCUAGGGAAUUUCUUUGGAAUUGCUUCACUGAUGUGUGGAGUGGAAAUGACUCUUUACCUUUUGAAAUGCAUACAAAUUUAAUUGGUUAUGAUGUGGAACAAGUAUGAGAUGUCUGGGCUUCAAGUAGCGAAUGGGGCUAUUUCUUUGGAGUCCUUUGGCUCAGGUGGAUUUGGUAAUUUAUUUUCAAAAGUGUAUAGAUUGUAUUCAGUUGCAUAUGUCACAUUUGUAAGGCAUAAAUUCAUUCACAAAGAUCCAACCCCUAGACCAGAUUUUACAGUGCAUUAUCUAAAUUUCUGUUUUUGCAUCCUACAACUUCAAUUUUCCAUUUAUUCAUUCAUAUUCACGUAACUCAGUUUAACAGCAGUGUUUGCCUGUUCAAACGGAUCAAAAGAAAACAUUUUUGUUUUGCUUUCAAAGCCCUCAAUUAUUCUUUCCUUUCCCACACACUUUCAACACUCCCUUCUUUCUUGUAUUUUUUUAUUGUAUUCAUGUACUAAUAUUUUGUAUUAAGGAAAUAAAUCAAGUUGCUGAAGGCAACUUAAGUAUUAA